UAGUGCUAAUCAGUAGUUGAGUUUAGCAUUCAUUAAUUUUCACAUAAUGCGUCUCUCGUACAUUGUUUUGCUUGUCUGUACAUUUGCCCUGGCUAAGGCCGGCACGUGGCGUCAGUCACAGGACUAUAAUACGAGUGACGAGGAGGUCCGGCCAAGCUGGACUCAUAGGCACUCUGAGAUGUGGCCCUGUGAUGUCGCUGAUUAUCCAGAAGCCUAUCUGCUGAUACACAAAGUUGAGAAGCGUCUGGAGCGCAUAGACAACGAGCAACUAAAAACCAGAAUUGUGGACUAUGUGGUGGGCCAGCUGAGAGAAUGUAAGACAGGCAAUGACAUGGACGAGCACUGUGUCAAACGCUCCAUUGGCUAUGCCAUGUCCUUUAUAAACCGCAACAAAAGGCAACAGCUGUAAUGUAAUGUAAAAUAAACAAGAAACUUCUUAUAUAUCAAAAUAAAUGAAUACAUAACAUAGAAACCAAACUGUAAUUAAUAAAGUUACUAGUGUGUCGUCUAGCCGGUUAUUUGGGUAA
Drosophila montana is the source of this 527-nucleotide messenger RNA. It is a transcript of the gene fit, whose product is annotated as female-specific independent of transformer. NCBI's taxonomy places the organism in Eukaryota, Metazoa, Arthropoda, Insecta, Diptera, Drosophilidae. The record is from RefSeq and is a predicted model, not a curated record. Bases 47 to 409 code for a protein of 120 amino acids. The transcript has a single exon.